GCUCAUAAGUACUACAGCAGAGGAGAAGAGAUUGCAAAGCUUCUUAUGCCUUUUCUUGACAACCUUGUUGCCUCUGAUGCGUCUCCUAACGAAUUUCUUAACAAUGGCUUUGAAGAGUUAUCUCAAUACAUUGAUGAGCUAAGAGAGCAGUUUGAGAGCUGGCAACCUCUUUCAAGUAGAAUCUUUUAUGUUCUUAGAAUUGAAUCAUUAGCAUCAAAGAUGAGGGAAUCAAGUUUGGAAAUCUUUCAGCUUCUCAAACACUUACCUGGUGAUUUGGUUUCAGAGGACUGCAUAGAACUGGUGAAGUUAGUGGGAAGAGAGGAAGUUUCGUAUACUAUUGAUCGAGCUCUGAUAGAUCAAAGAAAAGGUGUUGAACUUACUCCAGAGGUUCUGCUGAAAAUUGCUGAGAGUGUUGGUUUGAGAUCAAACCAGGAUAUUCUGAUCGAAGGUGUGGUACUUACAAACUUGAAGGAAGAUGCUAAGCUUGUCAAGAACAACAUCAAAGCUGGUUUUAUAAAGGGAUUGAUGUAUCUGACCAAACAAAUGCAUGAUUACCUUGCCAAGAUAGAGCAGUCUCAGUUACCUUCCGACUUUUUCUGCCCUCUAUCACUUCAGCUUAUGACUGAUCCUGUCACUGUGGCAUCUGGUCAAACAUAUGAACGGGCUUUUAUCGAAAAAUGGUUUGACACGGGACUCAUGGUUUGUCCAAAGACAAGGCAGGCUUUGUCUCAGACCACUUUGACACCUAACUUCACUGUCAAGGCAUUCAUUGCCAACUGGUGUGAAUCAAACAAUGUCAAUCCUCCUGAUCCUUUGGAGUUGAUUCAAUCAAAUCAGCCUUUCCCUCUUCUUGUUGGAUCAGGUUCAAGAGGUUCUCUGCCUCUUCCUGUAAUGGAUGAUACACUUAAGUGCAACCAUACAGAAUCUGUAGAUGCUAGCAAAUGCGAGGAGCUGCAUCAGGUCUUAACUAGGUCUGCUUCUGCACCAGGCAUUGUCUCUAAAGUGGUUUCCAAAGCCAAUAGAUCGAUCUUACAGGCACCGGUUGAAACUGUUCCUCAGCCCUGUAUCAUCCCAGCUACCAUAAAAGAAACUGGAAGCAGUUCAAAUAUGGAAGCAGAAGAAACUGGAGGCAGUUCAAGUAUGGAAGUAGAGGUGAAGAAACUGAUUCAGGAUCUCAAGAGUUCUUCGUUAGAUGCACAAAGAGAGGCCACAGCUCAGCUCAGGCUACUGACAAAAGACAUUCCAGACAACCGCACUGUGAUUGCAAGGUGCGGAGCAAUCGCUGCGUUAGUCAAUAAGCUUUACUCCAUGGACAAGAUGAUCCAAGCGGACGCUGUGACAUGCUUGCUCAACUUAUCCCUCGACGACAGCAACAAAACCGUCAUCGCGUAUAGUGGAGUAUUCAAGCCGCUCGUUCACGUUCUCAAGACAGGAAACAUGGAAGCCAAAGAGAACUCAACGAGAGCUCUAGUGAGCUUGUCUAAAGCCGAAGAGAACAGGACAAAGAUGCUAGAAGCAGGAGCUAUAGAGCCACUUGUUAGGCUCAUGGGUAAUGGAAGUCCCAGAGGGAAGAAAGACGCAGCCACGGCUCUAACCAACCUCGCCACGCGCAACAAGGAGAAAGAGAUGGUGAUCAGAGGUGGAGGAGUUAGGUACUUGAUCCAGAUGAUGAAUCCUGCUGCUGGAACGGUGGAGAGAGCUGUGGUUGUGUUGGCUAAUCUUGCAAACGUGCCAGAAGCAAAGAUUGCGAUUAGAGAUGGAGGAGGGAUACCACUAUUGGUGGAGGUUGUUGAGUUGGGUUCACCAAGAGGACAAGAGAAUGCAGCUGCAGCACUUUGCCUGCUUUGUAUGGAUAGCUCAAGAUUCUGCAACACUGUCAUAAGAGAAGGUGCUAUUCCACCUCUCGUGGCUCUUACUAGAUCAGGAACAGCUAGAGCCAAAGAGAAGGCAAAGAGUCUUCUGAAGUACUUUGAAGCCUUAAAACAAGAGAACCAGAGGCGAAGCUGAUCUUAAUUUACUUUGCAGGUUUUACUACUAACCUAUAGAAUUAUGAUACAUCUACAUGUAUAUGAUGGUAUAUUAU
Molecule: messenger RNA, 2083 nt
Organism: Brassica oleracea var. oleracea
Lineage: Eukaryota; Viridiplantae; Streptophyta; Magnoliopsida; Brassicales; Brassicaceae
Product: U-box domain-containing protein 2-like
Biological process (GO): protein ubiquitination
Cellular component (GO): nucleus; cytoplasm
Molecular function (GO): ubiquitin-protein transferase activity; protein binding
Source: RefSeq, a predicted model, not a curated record